This is a messenger RNA of Trichomycterus rosablanca, 6768 nucleotides long. RefSeq names its product membrane associated guanylate kinase, WW and PDZ domain containing 2a (gene magi2a). Lineage: Eukaryota; Metazoa; Chordata; Actinopteri; Siluriformes; Trichomycteridae. Gene Ontology annotation, molecular function: SMAD binding; beta-1 adrenergic receptor binding; signaling receptor complex adaptor activity. The transcript has 20 exons. Gene Ontology annotation, cellular component: cytoplasm; cell-cell junction; dendrite. Gene Ontology annotation, biological process: receptor clustering; signal transduction. Bases 390 to 4250 code for a protein of 1286 amino acids. The record is from RefSeq and is a predicted model, not a curated record.
CCCGCCCACCUGAGUGCUGGCUAACGGUCACUCCCGUUACUGUUUAAAUCUCAGCCUGGAGCUCGAGCUGCUGAAUGUUUACAGAUUAUUUACAGGUAAUUUACAGAUUAUUUACUGAUUAUUUAUUCUCUCAGGAUCAUUUAACUGCUUUAAACACGGUUAAAAAGUGUAAAAAUAGCUGCUGAAGUCGAACAGCGGCGUGGAAUCGGUGAUAAAAGCGGAGCCGGGCUGAAUUUUGGGCCAUAAACAGAAGAAAUGAGAUGAGUGGACGGACAUGAAGUUCAGCUGAAGUUUGUGUGAAGAAUCCAGAAAGUUCUCCAGAACUCAUCAUCAUCUACACCGAGUCUUAUGGAUCCUUCUGAUGUCUGAAGUCCGAGUGAUGUUCAAACAUGUCCAGAAGCGGGAUUAAACCGAGCCACUGGAGCAGCCGGGUCCAGGAGCGAGUGUUGAUCCGGGAUCAGAGCGGGGAGCUCGGCGUGGAUGUGAGAGGAGGCGCUGAGGUCGGACUGUUCCCCCUGGUCGGGGCUGUAAGAGGGGAACAGUCCCGGGAGGAGAACGUUCUCCUGGAGGUGAAUGACACUCCUGUAGCGGGACUGACCACCAGAGAUGUGAUGGCUGUGCUGAAACACUGCAAAGAACCGAUCCACCUCAAGUGGGUCGAACCAGGAGGCCUUGUGGAUAAGGAUCUCAGGCGCUACCUCAGCUUACGCUUCCAGAAAGGAUCUCUGGACCACGAGCUGCAGCAAGUCAUCCGUGAUAACCUCUACCUCCGCACCUUACCCUGCACCACCAGGCAGCCUAAAGAGGGCGAGGUACCCGGGGUGGACUACAGCUUUGUGAGCGUCCAGCGUUUUAUGGAACUGGAGCAGAGCGGCGCACUGCUGGAGAGCGGAACCUACGAAAAUCAUUACUAUGGCACGCCCAAACCCCCGGCGGACGGCGGCGCCCCGCUGCUGAACGGCGAGUCUCUGGUGCCCGGCCUCGUCCCGAUCGCAGGCGCCAAGCGCAGGCGCAACAGGUCGGUCAGCGACAUGGAGAAGGCGGGGAUCGAGCCACCCGAGGACGAGGAGGAGGAGAGACCUGUCGUCAACGGCAACGGGGUCGACACAGAAUUCGGUGACCCAGAGGACAAGAGCGAGACAGGCGAGACGCCCCCUGCAGACGGAGGAGCUACAGAGGAGACGGACGGGACAGAAGAGACCACGCCCCCGGAACACCUGAAAGAAGAUCCGAACGAGGAGAAGCUCGGCCCGCUGCCCGACCACUGGGAGAUCGCCUACACCGAGAAGGGCGAGAUCUACUACAUCGAUCACAACACCAAGACCACGUCCUGGCUGGACCCGCGGCUGGCUAAGAAAGCUAAACCUCCGGAAGAAUGCGGCGAGGACGAGCUCCCGUACGGUUGGGAGAAGAUCAAUGAUCCUGUUUACGGCAGCUACUACGUCGAUCACAUUAACAGGAGAACUCAGUUCGAGAACCCGGUUCAAGAGGCCAAGAGGAGAAUGCAGCUUCAGCAGCAGAUGCAAAGUCAGGGUCUCUCCUCUCUCCCCCUGCCGGCUCUAUACAGAGAGAAGGCUCUGUUCACCCGAGACCCCACCCAGCUGAAGGGCCGGUUCCUCUCCACCUCACUCCAGAAGAGCACCAUGGGAUUCGGCUUCACCAUCAUCGGCGGCGACGAGCCAGACGAGUUCCUGCAGGUCAAGAGCGUGAUUCCGGACGGGCCUGCUGCACAGGACGGCAAGAUGGCUACAGGCGACGUGAUCGUGUACAUAAACGACGUCUGCGUCCUCGGCACCACCCACGCCGACGUAGUCAAGCUGUUCCAGUCGGUUCCCAUCGGGCAGAGCGUGACGCUGGCGCUCUGCCGAGGUUACCCCUUACCCUACGACGCCGAGGAAUCCGGAAACGCCCUGCUCGGCCCUCUGGGCCCCCUGCUGCUCAACGGGCGCGGCUGCGCCGCCUACGACACCUACAUGGAGUACCUGAGCCGCACCGCGCACUUCAUGGACGACGGCGUGUCCGUAGCGUCGUCGGGGGCAGAGCUCAUCGCCGUGACCAUAGCCAAGGGCGCGGACGGAUUCGGGUUCACCGUGGCGGACAGCGACGGAGGGCAGCGGGUGAAGCAGGUGCUGGAGCCUCAGCGAUGCCCGAGUCUGUGUGAGGGAGACCUGAUCGUGGAGAUCAACCAGCGGCCGGCGCUCACGCUCUCACACUCCCACGUGGUGGACCUGCUGAAGGAGUGCGCCGUGGGGGCGGAGGCUACGCUGCUCGUACAGAGAGAGAGAGAGCCAGGCCUGCCUCGACCCGUGUACCCAGCAGACCCCUCGGCCGAGUACCAGGAGGUGGAGGUGACGCUGCACAGAGAGAAAUCCGGGUUCGGGUUCAGGAUCCUGGGAGGAGAGGAAGCGGGACAACCUAUCCUGAUCGGAGCGAUCGUGGAGAACAGCCCGGCCGAUAAGGACGGCCGGCUCCGCCCCGGAGACGAGCUGACGUCGGUGGAGGGCAUCGCCGUGGCGGGUAAACCUCACCGCUACGUCAUCGACCUGAUGCACACGGCCGCGCGGACCGGCCACGUCAAACUGACCGUCCGCAGGAGAGCGACGCCCGCAGGCGAGCUGUGCCCUCAGAACGGGCGGAGUCCCUGCUCCCUCUCCACCCAGCACAGUUCUCCCAGGAGCGACUUCAACUCCGGAAACUUCGCCAACUCCGCCCCCAGUGCCACGCCCUCCCAGCCGCCGGAGGCCGCCGCCGGUCAGGCCAGUGACAUCAUCAUCCAGCGCAAAGAGAGCGAGGGGUUCGGCUUCGUCAUCAUCAGCUCACUGAGCAAACCGGAAACGACAGCUAGUGCGGCCGUGCCUCAUAAGAUCGGGCGGAUCAUCGAGGGCAGCCCGGCCGAGCGCAGCGGGAAGCUGAAGGUCGGGGAUCGGAUCCUGGCCGUGAACAACCAGUCCAUCGUUAGCAUGGCACACGGCGACAUCGUCAAGCUGAUCAAAGACGCGGGACUGAGCGUCACGCUGCGCGUCCUUCCUCACGACGACACGAGCAGCACGCCCUCUGCUGCCAGCUCAGAGAAGCACAGUCCCCUCGCCCAGCCGAGUCCGGUGACCCAAAAUAAGCAGCCCGAGCCCGGCACGCCCCCCAGCGUGCAUCUACACAACCAAACCCAGCCCAGCCCCGCCAAUCACAGCAGUCCAGCCAAUCGGAUGAGCUCUGAGACCCAGCAGGGCCAGCCCCCCCCGCCCGGGGCCGCUCCUGUGCCGGCGUACCCACACGAUGGCAGUUACAGGUCAGAGGUCAAAGCUCGACAGGACGUGAAGCCUGAUAUUCGGCAGCCGCCGUUCACCGAUUACCGCCAACCACCCGUGGAUUACCGGCACCCACCUGUAGUGGAUUACACACACCCGGCGGUGCUGGAUUACACCCGACUAACUACCACUGAUCCACGAGGUUUUACUGUCACCGACUACAGAGCAGCACAGAAUUUUGAUUUCUUCACGGUGGAGCUGGAGAAGAGCUCUAAGGGCUUCGGCUUCAGUAUACGAGGAGGACGGGAGUACAAGAUGGACCUGUUCAUUCUCAGAUUGGCUGAUGAUGGUCCGGCCGUCCGUAACGGAAGGAUGAGGGUCGGAGAUCAGAUCAUAGAGAUAAACGGUGAGAGCACACGGGAGAUGAACCACUCUCGCGCCAUCGAGCUCAUCAAAUCAGGUGGAAACAAAGUGAGGCUGCUGCUGAAGAGAGGAAGCGGUCAGGUACCCGAGUACGAUAGCCCCGCCCCCUGGGAUCCUCACCCUACAGCCUCCCCAAGCGUGUCGGAAGUAGCCCCCCCACCCGGGACCUUCACCGAUCCAUCGCAGUCACCUCACGAGAUCCCAUCUACGGACCCGGAACAGGAAGCCCCCGAGAGCCACCGCCAGGGUCUCAAAGGGGCCGAGAGGGCUGGGGUGGCGGGCAAGGGGCAGAGCAGGCACAGAGAGGGCAGCAGGACCAGGCGCCGGAGCUCCGGCGGGAACUCCAAGAAUCGCCCGGACGACGUCAGAGACGCCGAGCGCAAGUCCAAGAGCAGAUCCAAAGAGAGGAAACAGGGCAGAUCGCACGGAGACCCCGAGGUCAACGGAGAGGGCGUCGGAGUGCCCGAGCCGGAGAAGAAGACGGGCAGGAAGGCGACGGUGUCCCCCGGGCCGUGGAAAAUCCCCGGCUCGGAUAAACUCCCGAGCAGCCUGCGCUCGGCCUCCUCCACCAUCAGCAGAUAAACCGUCACGGAAGCUCUGAUUCCUUUCGAUUCGCUCUCGUUCACUCGCAUCCGGACCGAAGCGUUCGGCGCCCACGAUGUACCCACGAUCCCUCCGUCCACGCGCUCACAGACGGAGCAGCGUUUUAAUUUAUAUCUUACUCCUAAAUGAUUCUUUCCAGAGACACGACACCCUCCACCUUAAGAGCCGGAAGUAUCCUCUCAGAAAACAGAGACAUCGAUUCACACGUAGCGUCUCGCAGGGCUGGACGACAUGCCAAGAAUUAUCACCGUGCUAUUUUUAGAAUUCCCGGGCGUGGCGGGUCCAGUGCCACCCAGAAAAAUUAGGGUGCCAGUCCAUCGUGAGGCAAGACACUCUUUUUUUGCACAGCCAACCCACCUUCUGCAUGUUUUUCUGUUUGCAUUAUACCGCUGGCGCCAUGCCGACGCCCCCGAGGAGGGCCGCAGACCAACACCGGUCAGUGACCACAUACGUCUCGACCUGACAGUCUCCUUCCCUCCCUCAGACACGACUGAACGUGUCUGUUCGGUACCCGGCCAGGCCGGUAGCAUCUGACACUGUUGGUGUACUACGCCGCUGCACCGCUACCCACAUGCCCGUGGAGAACAUGCCGAAUUCCAAAUUCAUCACAGAUACUGACCGCACAUGACAGGUCGGACCAGGUUCCUAGGACCCGUUUCUGCGCUGCACUCACACGCCGUCCCACCACAGACAGAACCGACGCCAUCCAAAGCUAGGUGUUUGUGUUCAUCCUGGUCAGGGUCGCUGCGGGACAGGAGUCCAGACAGAUAUCACCGCAGGGCAUUUGCUUACUCACAGCUUCCUCACUAGGGGCAGUUUAGAGCAGCCAGUAUACAAUAAAUUGAAGACGAACCCUGUCCGACCCUCCCUCCCUCAGACACGGCUGAACGUGUCUGUUCGGCACCCGGCCAGGCCGGUAGCGCCUGAUUCUGUUGGUGUACUACACCGUGCACCGCUACCCACAUGCCCCUGGAGAACAUGCCGAAUUCCAAAUUCGUCACAGAUACUGACCACACGAGAGGUCGAGCCAGGUUCUCAGCACCCGUUUCUGCGCUGCACCCCCCCUAUCCAAAGCUAGGUGUUCAUCCUGGUCAGGGUCGCUGUGGGACAGGAGUCCAGACAGAUAUCACUGCAGGGCUACAGUCACUCGCUCAUUUGCUCCCUGAGCACUCAGUCUACGCGAACCCUGUACAACCAGCCCUCCCUCAGACACGGCUGAACGUGUCUGUUCGGCACCCGGCCAGGUCGGUAGCACCUCAUUGAGUUGGUGUGCUAGUGCAUUAAACAACACCACUGCACCACCCGAGUGCCCCUUACCUACCCCCGCUCGGGUGGCACAGCGGUCACUUACGCUAACCCUAACCCUACACCCUGCAUCUACAUGGAUUGGCACCCCGUCCAGGGUACUUCUGCCCUUCGUGGAGAGUUCAAGCAACUUUUAGUCUUAGCGGUGCUACCAACCUGGCCAGGCGCUUAACUUCCAGUACACGCAGGACCGGAUUUGGUCCCCCGAGUUAAUUUUGUGCCAUUAUACUGCAUUUAAUUCCAUGAUCAUUAAGUGGGGCAGUUAAAUAAUGGUUAACAUACUGGACUAGAACCCAAAUGGUUGCUGGUUCAAGCCCCACGACUGCCAAGUUGCUGCUGUUGGUAGUUGGGCCCGUGAACAAGGCCCUCAACCCAUCGCAAUUGUACGUCACUUUGGAUGAAUGCGUCUGCUAAAUGCUGCAAAUAAGCAGCGGCCCAGCUAACACGCUAGCUUACCCCCGCAGGCUGUUUAGGCGCUGGAGUUUGCUGCUGUGCCACCUUCCUGGCUGUGUCUGGGAAAUAGCGGGAGGGAUGGUUGCAUGGGGUUUCUUCUGGCUACCGCUAUGUCUGGUGGUGGUGGACAUUCAUAGAGCAUAGUGUGAAUCUCCAAAUGCUGUAUGGCUCUGUGUGAGAAUCUGAGGCUGGUUGGUGAAAAGAAGUGGCUAUUAUCGGACGUCUGCGCCUCUUCCUGACCAGAACGGGGGCGGUGCAGGCAGCAAUCGGGAAUUGGAAACCAAAUUGAGACAGAAAUGGAAUAAUCAAUGGAAUCUCUGGCAGUUUCUGGUGUGACCGGGCCCCUGCAGGACCAGAUUAGGGAAGUACCUACAGGAGUGCCGCCACUGAUCAUGUGACACCGGUAGAAAGCAUAUCAUGAUCCUGAUAUCUAUCACCUCGGCAUAUCGUCCAGCCCUAGCGUGUAGCAUAUAGCAUGUAGCCCGUACGGACGAUUAUACUGGACGUUCACAGGGAGAGGAGAAGCACCAAAACCGAACUUGUACAUGCGCCACAGAAGCGCGGAUGUUUUAUACGACGAAUCUGUUCUAUUUUGAUGAAGAUGAUAAAGACGAUGAUGAUGAUGAUGAUGAUGAAGGACCUGAAGCUCUUGCUGUGUUUGAGCAGAAGAAACGAUAGUAUAUAUUUACAGAUGAUCUAUAAUGAAAAACUGCCUUAAAUAAAAUCAACUAUAUACACA